GCGGUGUGCACUCUCCCGUUGUGUCCAUGGUGGUGUUGUGUUGUUAUUGUUGUUGGCAGCUUAACAACUCUUGGGCGAGGCGCGCGUGCUCGUUCAAACGCUCUUAUCAAUAAUACUACGGCGUAGCUGUUCUCGGAUUUACUUUUUUGUUGUUUUUUUUUUCUAUCUCUAAAUAUUCGUUACACACGUGCGUGAGCCAACCUCGAAACAAAAGUGGCACCCAUCGACUGUUACAACCUUGUGUAAUCAUCGGCGCCGUCGGUUCGGUGCUCCCGGAACACAUGAACUCGUUCGGGAGGCUGUACGAUCUGCCCCCUCCUCCGGUAAGUGCGGGCCAUCGGUGCGACGGUAGUAUCCUGAUCUCCCAACCCGAGGUGGGAUUUUGUUUCCAUUACUAUACUGACAAACGGUGUCAAUAAGUAAUCAUUAAUAAUACGUCGUUCACUGCAAGUGCAUGUGCGUGUAUGUGCAUCAUCUAGUGUGGGUGUGUGCUUCGACGAGCUCCGGAGGGACCAUCGUUGCAAAAAAAAGUGUAGACUGGCGUCAGCUGGACCCAAAGUUGUAAGAUGCGGAUCGUGCGACGAGAGAGUCGACAGCGACUCGACGCUGUGACAAAGAGCUGACCCGGAUUCCUCGAAUACUGUUGUUAUUGUUGUUUCGAUGUUGCUGUUGUUAUAGUUGUUGCUGUUGUUGUUAUUAUUUGUAGACAAUAAAUAGUGCUGGAGCCUCGAUUUUUGUGAUAGUAAGGUAAUAAUAAAAAAAUAAUCAGUACAGUGCAAGAGACACCUGGGGUACGACUCGAGAGCUCCGAUUUACCCGAUUGGUAUAGGAAGGUGACAACGAUGCUCCGAAAUAUUGCCUAGUGAUUGUUGUCGUCGUCUUGGUACAGCCGGUGUAGAGUUUGUGGGUCGACCGUUGGUGCGCGGUGCGUUGAUUGUCGCACGCGACGGUGGGCUACGUUGGCCCGGGGAGCACCGGAGGGAGACUGGCCCCUCGGGACCGAGAGGCGGAGGCGAGGCGGCGGCGGCUGCGAAGGCCCGACUGCGACUCGGUCGCGUCUACGGUGGAUCUUCGGGGCGCCACGACGACGCUCAACUUCACGGACCUGGGGAGCCCUUUCGGGGCGGGCGACCCCUGUCCAUCGAGCACCCCGACCCCGAACAGCAUGUCCGGCGGCGGUGCUGGCCCAGGACCCACGGGCGGUCCGUCGGCCGGUAGCGCGCCCAGCGCACCCCCCGCCGGCUCGGAGCUCGAGCAACACCUGCACCACACCGGGCUGGGCUCGGUAACCCCCGGCCCGGGUGGCAACGACAGCGCCUCGAGCACCCCUGUCUCCCAAACCGGCAAGUCGGCCUUCAUCGAACUCCAACACAACAACCUGUACAACCCGAGCGGCCUGAGAGCAGCUGCCGGUUACCCGGGCGGUCCGCACAACGUGCCCGGGGCCCACCAGUUCUCCCAACACGUGGGCGGACUAGCGGCCCACCAGGCGGCGGGACAGCCGGGCAACCAGCAACACGGACCCGAGCCCGGCUUUCCCAGUCCAAGGAGCGCCCUCGCUGGCUACCCGUUCGCCCCCAUGCACCAGCACAACGCGUACGGUUACCACCUCGGCUCCUACGCGCCCCAGUGCCCCUCGCCGCCCAAGGACGGGGAAUAUCCAAACUAUCUUUCGCCCCUGGACAACAAGAGCGGCAUAGUCGACGACCUCGGCGGCGGAGGUGGCGGAUCGUUGAGGAACGGCAAGGGCAAAAAGAUGCGAAAACCGAGGACGAUUUACAGCAGUUUGCAGUUGCAGCAGCUCAACAGGCGGUUCCAAAGGACGCAGUACCUCGCCCUGCCCGAGAGAGCCGAGCUUGCAGCGAGCCUCGGACUUACGCAGACGCAGGUGAAAAUCUGGUUUCAAAACCGAAGGAGCAAGUACAAGAAGAUGAUGAAGGCGGCGCAGCAGGGGGGUGGAGGUGGCGGCCAGCACAGUCUACUCGCCGGAGGCGCAGCGCUGCCGGGCGGCCCCUCUCCACAACCCGGACAACCCGGUGGCCUCAUGCAAGGAGACUAUUUCUUCAAUGUUGCAGGAGGCGGGAGCUCGGUGUCGGGGAGCCCGACGACGGGCUACCUCGGGGGCAUGGGUGGCGGUGCGGGCGGCCACACCCCGGCGAGUUCGAGUCCGGGCAGCGACAUGUCGCCCCAGCACAACGAGAGCCCACCCGCGCCCGCCUGGCCCAGCGAGAUGAAGCACCAUCCGCACCCCCACGCGCCGCCCCACAGCCACCACCACCCCCACAGGCCCGACUACAAUCCACCACCAGCGCCACCGCCGCCCCAUCUCACCGGCUACAUGCCCCAGUACUCCUGGUACCAGGCGGAUCCCAACCCCGGAUUACUCACGGUGUGGCCGACGGUUUAACGAAGCCGGCUGUAAUCCGGGACCACGGUUUAGACAAAGAAGGAGCCUCGAGAGACAUGAACUUACUUAAAGAAAACAAAAAAAAAAAAAAAAUGUUAAAAAAGAAAUAAAAAACUUGGAAAAACGAGGGGGACGUUCGAUGCGCAAACUCUCUCGGAGCUCCGUGUAAAAAUAUAGUGCACUCGGAGGAGAAGGAAAAGGCGAUCACCGCGGGGUUGCUUCGGAGUCCGAUGGCCACAGCGACGACUUACGACGAGAGUUUCACCGGAGUCGAGCCGAAGCCAAGUGUUGAUGAUAUACAUAAAUAUAAAUAUAUAAAUAAUGAAGGAAAUAACAAAAAACUGAGCUUUACACUCCGACGAUUCACCCACAACGGUGUUUCCUGCGUAUGUUUUGUCCGUCGCGAUUGUAAAGUUGUGAUCUCGUGAAUCGCGCAUACUAUAUAGAGAAAAAAAACAAAAAAAAAACUAUGAAAAGUUUCAGAAAUCAACGAGGCGGAAUUAAACAGAAAAAAAAAAACCCAGAUUUUAUUAUAAGCAUGUACAUACAUACCUAGAUAUAUCCAUACGUAUAUGUAUAUGUGUGUGUGUGUCUAACGAGAGUACACGUAUGAAUAAAAAUAAACGGGAAACGACGUAUUUAUAUAUCGAUAUCGCGCCGAUGCAGGACGUCGUCCGCCGAGCAUUGCCAGGCAGGCAUCGUAUUGUACACAUAGACGAUAUUACGUUAAAUUAUGAAAAAAAUGUAGCGGCGGCUGGGAUAUGGAAACAACACGCGAACGAUACGAUAACAACAAAUGUCGCAUCAGCCAUGCACGCGGGAGCUGAUGUCGCGUGUCGUCUCUCCAGUCGCGGAGUUUCUCAGCAAAUUUUCCGAGAGCGGUAUUAUACGCGACAAAAUGUACAAAAACGGAGCGCGACGAGGACUAAAUGGAAAAAAAAAACCUUUUUUUUUUCGUCUUUCCAAGAGGUUUCAGGACUACAGCGAGUGGCAACCGUCUCUCUCGUUUUUCCCUCUUGUCGUUCUUUUUCUGCAGCUUUCCCCUCCUCCGACCCCCGUUUUUUCUCUGCCGGAGCGAGAGAGUUGUGUGUGUUGUUACGCGCGAUACCGACGUGUGUAUAUGUAUAUAUACGAAGUAGCAGCAGAAAAGGAAGAAAUCACGUCACGGGGCCCGCGGUACAAGGAGAAAGGAGGAAUGACACGCGGGAGCGAAAAAACGCCGGGGAUUCCUUCUGCGAGGAGCGCGCGCGGCAAGAAAAGUUUCACGGGCCUUUUUACCUCGGUUUUGGUAUUUCUUUCAUUUCGCCCGCUGCAGUAAUUUCUCCCCCCCCCCCUUCGUAUACAGCCUCCCCAGUAGCGAGUGCUCGUUGCGCAACUCCCAUUUUUACCUGCACACGUAUAUAUACAUAGGUACACCUCCCCCCCCCCGCGUAGUCAUUAUUGCCGCGUACUAAAUGUUACAUUGUGCAGCUCGCCGAAAGUUGAAAAACGUUUUUCCCACCAGACGCGCCGCGGGCCAGAGGCGACGAACUUGCGCGCUUUGCGGAGGAGACGAGCGUUGCCACAGCGAUGAUUCAUUCGCACGCGGCUCGUGACUGAAAAAUGACAGAGAGAGAGAGAGAGAGAGAGGAUUUUUUGAGGUAGCCACCGGCGUUGCGUCGCGUUCCGCAAAACUUCGUAAUGAUAUUUUCGCGAGCUGGAGCUCCUCUCUUUCUCCCCGCUUCGCACUUCAUAUCGUCCUCGUGGUGGCGAAACCCGAGUAUUUGUAACUGUGAAAACAACAGAAAAUAAUAUUCACCUUUUUUGGUAAAAAAAAGAAAAAAAAAAAAAAAAAAUGUGAACGCAUGCGUGCAGCGUUGAGACGGGAAACGGGAGGAGAGUCAGUGCAGGUACACGCCGACGAAUAUAACCGCCACUGACCCACAUCCAAGCCUCGACAAUGCUCGUGCAUGCCUGCAUGGCUUUCAUGAGAACGGACUCUCCUCUUCCUCCUCCGGCGCUCCGAUGGAUCCUUGUCUUUUUUUUUUUUUUUUUCUUCCUUUCUUCUCUUCAUCGCUGCUCCCCUUUUUCUUGCAUUCCCCCCCCCCCCUUUUUACGACGCAGUUGGAGACAGAAAUUGCUCCACCAAAAUCCAACCACUACGCGGUAUAGAGCUAUCAUAUUCCGGAAUCGAGUCGGGCAGCCGAGUGAUUUUUCAAAUAGAUAUAUUAAUAGCAUGAUAAGUAAAUCGGGUGAGUGAGUCUGAGUGUAACAAAUUGUACGUCUUCGUGAGAGUGUCGAGAGUCAGUGGAGCACGCCUACAUCGGGGCCGCGUGAUAUUAUAUAUUUCGGUGCAAUAAGUAUAGUUAAACGAAAGAAAGGGCGAUCCGUGAUCGAAGACUCUGUAGUUCCUACAAGUGCGCGCGAGCGUGUGUUGCUUCAUGCAAAAAAAAAAAAAAAAAAAA
This is a messenger RNA of Copidosoma floridanum, 4851 nucleotides long. It is a transcript of the gene Dll, whose product is annotated as homeotic protein distal-less. Lineage: Eukaryota; Metazoa; Arthropoda; Insecta; Hymenoptera; Encyrtidae. Gene Ontology annotation, biological process: regulation of transcription by RNA polymerase II. The record is from RefSeq and is a predicted model, not a curated record. Gene Ontology annotation, molecular function: DNA-binding transcription factor activity, RNA polymerase II-specific; RNA polymerase II cis-regulatory region sequence-specific DNA binding.